Sitodiplosis mosellana (orange wheat blossom midge) is the source of this 2199-nucleotide messenger RNA. RefSeq names its product protein aurora borealis (gene bora). Gene Ontology annotation, biological process: regulation of mitotic spindle organization; activation of protein kinase activity; regulation of mitotic nuclear division. Gene Ontology annotation, cellular component: cytoplasm; nucleus. The transcript has 4 exons. Gene Ontology annotation, molecular function: protein kinase binding. Lineage: Eukaryota; Metazoa; Arthropoda; Insecta; Diptera; Cecidomyiidae. The record is from RefSeq and is a predicted model, not a curated record. Bases 422 to 1948 code for a protein of 508 amino acids.
GUACACACUGUCUUUACACAUUGACACUUUUCAAAAUGUCUUCGCUAUAUUUUGAAUUUUAACUGUUAAUAUUUCAUGUCAUUCUUUCAUCUAUCUAAUGCAAACAGCAUUCCAGUUCGAGUAAUCCAUUUCUCUCUCAAUUCCAUCAUUUUCAUCUUCAUUAUUCAAUUUUCUUCCAUGAAAUUGAUAUCAUUUAUUCUAUUACCAUAAAAUGCACAUAAUCAAACGAAACUAAAUGGAGAAAGUGAAUCAGUUGUUUUUCUGACUACGAAAACAUUAGAAUUUAAGUUCAACGAAUUUGUGAUUUUUCAUUUUUUCGUUUGUUGUUUGUCUCUAUCGGUUGCAUCACAUACACAAUUCGUUUGCAUGUUUGACAUUUUGGUGGGUUACGUGAAUUAUUUGUAUAGUAGCAAAAGAAAUAAUGAAUCUAAAUGCGGAAAAAAUGAAACGAGAUGCAAACGAUACAAAAACUCAUUGUUUAAAUACGAUGCUGGCCACAAAUAUGGUCACAUCAACCAGUGUAACAACCAUAACAAAGGAAUUUCAAACGCCAAAUUCAAUACGAAAAUCACGCAAUGGGACAUUCAAUUCAUUUCCAAUUGUAAAUACACCGACACCACCGUCAAGAUUUCGCAAAAUUGUUAAUCCAUUCGAAGUUGGCAUCACCGAACGACUGCAUUUGCCAGUGAUUGACAGUCCGUCAUUAUUUCAUCGGCCGGCUACGCCACAAAUGUGCUCAACACAGCUCGAAUUUGAAUGGACCAUUGACGAAGUGUCAUCACUGAAUCCAGCCCAUGUUGAAGCACACGAAACGCAAUUCGUAUCGAUUGUCGAUCCAGAAGUAGAGGCCAAGGCACAAGCCGCCAUUAGUUCGUAUUUUAAAGAGCAAAUCAUAGUUCCUAGUCCCGAUGACUGUCCGCUUCGUGAUCAAAAAAUCAUUUUAAGUAGAGAAAAUCAGCAACUGACGCGUGUGAUGCGCAACAAUAGUUGCCAGACUGAAUUAACAUUGCCACCGAUAUUGCCAAAGGAAGUUGAGGAUGCGCUCCGACCGUAUUUCACAUUUAUGCACGAUCAACACAAUACGCCAACGAAAGACUGUGAUAGUCAAUUCAGUACAUCCAUGCAAUAUGCAUCGGUCAUUGAUCAUGAUGCACGCGACGCAUCGUUGCGUCGAAAAUUGUUUCAGAAUUUCGUCAAUACCAGUAGUGACCACAGCUCCGAAUUUGAACACGAUGUACAUUUAGAUAGUCCAGCACCGCAAACACCAGAAAUGCGACUCCAAAGUAUGCGAGCGCGUCGUUUUAUGACACCAUGCACCAAUGCACAAGAUGAAAAUGAGCCACCGCUGGAUGUUUCGUUGAAUUCGGUUGGCCGAGAAUCGUUUGGUUGUAUAUCACCGAUAUCAAAGGCGGUCACACCACAGUCCAGGCCGAAAAGUUUACCAUCCUCCCGGAAAAAAGAAGAUUCUGCAUCGUCGUUAUUUCGGAGCACACCAGACCGUUCGUCGACCGGUCGAUGGAAAUCAUUCGACACCUCCCCCGAUAACGCCGUGAACUCCAGCCACUCGAGCAAACGAAAAUCCUUUCACAUGACUGAUGAGCGAUCGUCUGAAUCAAAUGACACGGUAAAUUUUUCCUAUGACGACGAAAUGCAAUUGUCGUACGGGUCGCAGAAGCACCCACAAACGCCCACCAUGAACAAAAGCAAACGACGAUGCAGCUCAGUUAAUCGAAAGAAUCUGUCGCGUUCAUUCAAUCAACUUGAAGAGCACCAACAUUCAGCUCUAUCGCUUGACCGCACCGACAGCGGGUUCAACGAUAUGAAUCUUGAUUAUACCUCAGCUCAGCAUCAAUUAAAACUCGAACAGAACUUCCCCUUUCAUGAUCUUAUGAAGUGUAAUAAUUUUGCUGAUAAAAACACUGACAUUUCCAUGGCUAGCAUCAAUUAAGUGCCCAAUUUAUUUUCAUUUGUCUUCAAUUGACUUUCGCGUAUAUCCGAUUCAUACACACAAAAUUGGCAAGGCUUGUAUUAAUAUCGUAUAGGUUCUAUAUCUUUCUUCAUUUCAAACUCUCUAGAAAAUUGUAAAAUAUCUCAUGUAACUGCCAAUGUUUUCGCAAAGAAGAAAAAGAAAUUAUUCUCAUUUAUUGUAUUAUUGUAUCUACCGAAAUUGCAUUAAAUUUUAUAACGAAUGUAAAAUGA